Molecule: messenger RNA, 327 nt
Organism: Spirodela intermedia
Lineage: Eukaryota; Viridiplantae; Streptophyta; Magnoliopsida; Alismatales; Araceae
Source: the annotation of a GenBank genome assembly
AUGGCGGCGUCCCCGGAAUUGAGGCGGCUGCCGUCGCCGGCGGAGCUGGAGCCCUGCCCGCUGCCGGCGGCGGAGCAGAGCGGCAGCAGCAGUGGCGGCGGCGAGGGGUACAACACACCGGCGACGAAGGAGAGCGCGAUACCGGCGAUCACGAGCUGCCCGCCGGCGCCGAGGAAGAAGAGGCGGCUGGAGGUCUCCUGCAAGCGGCGGCUGCUGGAUCUCGAGCUGUUCAGGGUAGCCCCGGAGCUGAUGGAGCUCCUCUUCCGCCCUCUCGAGGAUCAUCCUUCUCCGGCCACGAAGAAGCGCAAGAACCGCUGCCCUGGCUAG